AUGCCAGCGUUGACCAUCGGCUCGACGCUGCCGGACCCUCCCAAAACGGAGGAGGAGCUGCUGGCGGUGCAGAACCUUCUCUCGCGUCUCCAGGCCUCCUUCACUAUGCGGCGCAUAACCAAAAGAAAUGCCGUCCGGCGAAGGAUUGUUUCCCUCACAUCGGACGGCAAGGCGCUUGAGUACAAGCCCACGAGGAAGUCGAAGCGUCAGCUACUGAUCUUUCGUGACCUCUACGAGGUCACGAAGAUGGAUCCAGCGAGCAAGGUGUACAGGAGGGCGAAGCUGAACAGCAACACGGCUGUCGUCGUCCAAAUGAACACGCGCAUUCACCGCGGCUGGUGCAUCGUCUUCGAUGAUAAAGCCAGUGCCAACACGUGGAUGCAGAUGAUCGGCUACAAGGUGAAAGGCUGCGCUCUUGCACCGAGCGGCGCGGUGCCCAACGAGGACACUCUAACGGGUUGCAUUUGCGCCACAUGGGAACGAGCGGAUAUGAACCGGGAUGGCAAGGUCGACUUACAGGAGGCGAAAAAGAUGAUGGUGCGCAUGAAUGUCGAGAUCAGCGAUAAUUUGCUGACUGAUCUGGUGCGCAAGCACGACGCCUCGGGAGACGGCGCACUCGACCUAGAGGAGUUCACGACACUGUUCAUUCAGCUCACACAACACGAGGAACUGCGACCGCUGUUCGCGUCCUUUGCAGCCCAGGUAGACUGGAUGACUCGUGCCGAGUUCGAUUGCUUUCUCAAGGCUCAGGGCGACGUCCCCAGUGACGUCCUUUUCGACACCCUCAUGCCCGACAAGAGCGGCAGAAUCACCUUUACCCAAUUCAUGCACUACCUGCUUAACCCCCGCCUCAACCCCGCCCUCGACCCGGCGCAUCAGACAGCGGUGGUCGACGAAAUGACGCACCCGCUGAAGGACUAUUUCAUCAACUCCUCGCAUAACACGUAUCUCUCGGGCGACCAGUUCCAGUCCUCCAGUCAGAUUGAGAUGUACAAACGCGCCCUCCUAGCGGGGUGCCGCUGCGUCGAGCUAGACUGCUGGGACGGCAAGGAUAAUGACCCGGUCAUCUAUCAUGGCCACACUCGCACCUCGAAGAUCCGCUUUGCCGAUGUCAUUGACACCAUCCGCCGCCACGCCUUCACCACCUCCCCGUUUCCAGUCAUUCUCUCGCUCGAGGUGCACACGUCGGAUGAGCAAUCCAUGAUCAUGGCAGAUCACCUGCGCACCAUCCUCGGCGAUAUGCUUAUGACGGCCAAGGACAUUCCGGACAUGGUCUACACGCCAGAGUCGCUGCGGGAAAAGGUUCUCGUGAAGUGGAAGCUGCCCUACAAUGACGUGGAGGACGCGAAGGAGGGGAUGGCUGACUCAGUCAACGACAACGACGUUGCUCGGUCACAGUCGCAGAAGGCGGAGAUGAGUGCGCAGGGGGGGCUGUCGCACCUGCUAAGGUCCUGCGUCACGGUGGGCGCCUUCAAAACAAGCGACUGGGGCCGGGACGCGGAGCCGUAUUACAUCCAGAGCUACGUCGAGACUGUGGUGAAGGAGUUAGCGCUGAGCCACCGUGCCGAGUUUAUCGGGCAGACCUCGCGCAUGAUGGUGCGCGUCUACCCGAAGGGCACUCGCAUCGGCUCCUCAAACUACAACCCGACCACCGCAUGGUCUGUCGGGGCGCAGUUGGUGGCACUUAAUUACCAGACGUGGGACGACGAUAUGCGCUUGAACGACGGCAUGUUCUCACUGAACAAGGGCUGCGGCUACGUUCUGAAACCGGAUUAUCUGCGCAACCCAUCGGGUAAGGCAAAGGCAACGCCCUGCACCAUCACCGUCACCGUGCUGAGCGGGACGCAGAUUCCUAAGCCUUCUCUGCAGAAGAAGGGUGACAUUGCUGACCCGUACGUGAAGCUGUCCAUCAACAAGCGCGACCGCACCGAGGUGAGGACGUCAGUGGUGCGCAACAACGGCUUGAAUCCAUACUGGAUGGAGACGUUCACCCUCGCCUGUGAGAGCAAAGAAAUAGACUUGCUCACUGUCAAGGUCAUGGACGAGGACACGACGUCUGCGGACGACUCCGUGUGUGAAAUGGUUAUUCCGGUGCGUGCACUGCGCACCGGCUACCGCGCCGUUCCCAUGAAGCUCUGCAAGAACGGUGCAUCGCUUCCCGGGGCGUCUAUUCUAUUCAAGUUCAGCAUUGUAGACCAGCCGCAGGAGUCGUAG
Leishmania mexicana MHOM/GT/2001/U1103 is the source of this 2214-nucleotide messenger RNA. Its product is annotated as phospholipase c-like protein. The record is from RefSeq and is a predicted model, not a curated record. The transcript has a single exon. NCBI's taxonomy places the organism in Eukaryota, Euglenozoa, Kinetoplastea, Trypanosomatida, Trypanosomatidae. Gene Ontology annotation, biological process: lipid metabolic process; phosphatidylinositol-mediated signaling. Gene Ontology annotation, molecular function: phosphatidylinositol-4,5-bisphosphate phospholipase C activity; calcium ion binding. Bases 1 to 2214 code for a protein of 737 amino acids.